AUGGCCCCACCGUCGCUGCCGCACCUUGAAUCGCCUCGAUGCUCCUCCCCUAAUUCCUUGGCGAUUGUUGUGGCUGGAGGUGCUGAUCCGAUAUUGCCGUCUCCGAUUGCGACAACGGGAGCGGGUGUACGCGGCGGAUCAGGUGAUCCCUUGCAUCACAAAACGUUGCUGACGCCACCGCCUUCAAUUCCACCUGGAUCGCUGAUCACUCCGGAUGCAGCCCAGCUGUUCCAUCCGGAUGCAAACAUACUUGAUGUGUUUGUCCCCAGGGUGCAACAAACAUUUGAUACAAAAGAAGAAGCCUACCUCUUUUACCUUGACUAUGCAAAGUUGGCUGGUUUUAGUGUCAGGACAAAAAGGACUAGUAAAGAAACCACACACUGGGUUUGCAACCGUGAGGGGUUUCUGAAGCCAGGUCAAGAGAAUGAGGAGUCUAUGACAAAUAAGACAUCGAUGAGAAUUGGUUGCCCUGCUUAUGUGAAGGUGAAGGAGGACAAGAAGCGCAAUAUUUGGUAUUUUCAUCAUGUUCAGGAAGCACACAAUCACAAACUUGAACCCUCACCAAGGAUGGUGAGAUAUAUGCAUUCUCAUAAGCAGAGGGAGGCAGCGUUGGAUGACCUGUUUGCAAUCAUGUCAAAGAGUGGUGUGCCAACACAGGCAGCAAUGAAUGUAAUGUCAGAAUUAUUUGGAGGCCGUCAAAACUGGCCGUUCACAGAGAAAGAUGUCCAUAACAAGAAAGCUGAGCAAGCAAGGGAGGAGAGAGAUGGUGACAUGGAUAAACUGUUCCAAUUUUUCAGGGAGUGCAAAGAACACAAUGAAUACUUUUACUGGGAUGUGGAUUUUGAACCAAAAACAAAUGUGCUUCGGAGCAUUUUUUGGUGUCAUGCAAGUCAGCGUGCAGAAUACAAGGAUUUUGGGGAUGUAGUCACAUUUGACACAACACACAAGACUAACAACAAGCAUAUGCCGUUGGCCAUGUUUGUGGGUUGCAGCAAUAAUUUGAAAAAUGUGUCCUUUGGCCAAGCACUUCUUCGGGAUGAAACAAUAGACACAUUCAGAUGGCUUUUUGAGACCUUUAAAAGUUGCAUGGGUGGUCAGCAACCUUUUGUGAUUCUUACAGAUGAAGAUGCAGCGAUGAAGGAAGCAAUAAGGAUUGUGUUUAACAAGACACAACACCGAAAUUGCCGAUGGCACAUAACCAGAACAUGGGAUUACGAACUCGAGGAGCUGUACAAAUUGCACAAUGAUAAUAAUCUAAAGGAGAAACUGCAGUCCCUGAUAAACUAUCCUCUGGGACCCACACAAUUUGAGGUGGAGUGGAAUAAACUGGUGGAUGAAUGUGGCAUAAGAGAACACCCUGCAAUUGUUGCAUUGUGGCAAAAAAGGAAGAGAUGGAUAGCAACAUAUUUCAAAGGCAUGUACUGUGGGCGAAUGACUUCCACCCAAAGAUCUGAGAGCCAAAACAGGAGGGUGCUUGACUCGAUUCAGCACACAGACCACAUGGAUGCUGGGGAAUCACACUACUCACAGACUGAAGUUGUCAGAGCCUGCAAAUCAAGAUUUGAUGAGCAACUCAGCAGGGUGUACACCAGGGCUGUGUACAAUGAAUACAAGAGGGAAUAUAUUAACAGCACAGCUUUUGUGAUAGAGCCUGAUCCGGGAGUGGAAUGCGGUUACUUGGUGAAACAUGAGAAAGGCGAUGGGACAUUUUGCUGGGCACAACACGCAUUCAAAGUGGUGGCUGACAAAGCAGCAGGCGUGUAUAAAUGCGAAUGCAUGCAGUGGGAGCAUACAGGUCUGUUCUGCAUGCACAUAAUAAAGGCAUUCACCCACCUCCAAGUCCAAAACAUACCUGAAAAGUACAUUCUGAAGCGAUAUACACGUAAUGCAAGAUCUGUGGUUCCGUGGGACCGGCAUGAUGUGAGUGUUGGUGGUCAAAAUGAGACAGAGCAGUCAAGGUUGUCGAAGCUGCUGCUGAAGUUAAUGCGACUGGGAAGAGCGAGAAGGAAAUCUGAUAGAGCAUACACUGAAACUAUCAGGCACAUCGACAUGAUAACUCCUGGGAUUGAGCUUCUACGAACAGCGGAGAUUGGUCCGAUUGGUCCGGACGAAGCAACAAAUACUGAGUUGCAGCAAGAUGCAGAAGGACGGCGGAAUAUUGGUCCCAUUGCACCAACACAACAAAGUUCUGACAACAAUAUAGAACCUGUUGUGAUGCCAACUGGACCUACACCACCACAGGAAUCGGGCCUGAAUCCAGAUUCUGCAAACUGCCUCACUGAUCUAAGAUUGACUGAACCGCCAGUGUCGCGCACGAAGGGUAGGAAGUCUGCCAGUGGGGCUAAAUGUGCUAAAAAUAGUGUGGAACCUGCUAAUCCAUACAACACAUAUAGUGGUGGUCAGGGCAUAAGAGAGUGCCAAACCUGCCAUGUUAGGGGGCACUAUAGCACAACAUGCCCUCAGAACCCAAACAGAAGCAGAGCGGCCGAGAACAAGGACAAAAAGAGAAGUGCAAAAACUGUAGGUUGGACUCCAAGAAAAAGAGGUCGCCCAACAAUAAAAAAAGGACUAGAUGAGAAUCAAGAUGAGGCACAGAGUGAGGGGGAUGAUACACAGCAAUCUGGGUGCACUAUGGCGGUGCAGGAGUCAGCAGCACACGCGGUGAUUGCAAGAAUUAGGAGGGCGACAACUUGCCAUGUUAAUUACCAGGACGAAAGUGAUUAA
Zea mays is the source of this 2724-nucleotide messenger RNA. RefSeq names its product protein FAR1-RELATED SEQUENCE 4-like. Bases 1 to 2724 code for a protein of 907 amino acids. The transcript has 7 exons. Gene Ontology annotation, biological process: regulation of DNA-templated transcription. The record is from RefSeq and is a predicted model, not a curated record. Lineage: Eukaryota; Viridiplantae; Streptophyta; Magnoliopsida; Poales; Poaceae. Gene Ontology annotation, molecular function: zinc ion binding.